Messenger RNA from Pseudozyma hubeiensis SY62, 528 nucleotides. Its product is annotated as transmembrane protein. Gene Ontology annotation, biological process: regulation of store-operated calcium entry. The transcript has 2 exons. The record is from RefSeq and is a predicted model, not a curated record. Lineage: Eukaryota; Fungi; Basidiomycota; Ustilaginomycetes; Ustilaginales; Ustilaginaceae. The coding region runs from base 1 to 528 and encodes 175 amino acids. Gene Ontology annotation, cellular component: endoplasmic reticulum membrane.
AUGCGCCGCUCAUCAACUCAUCUACUCUUGCUCGUAUGCGCCCUACUCGCCGUAACUACUGCUCCCGCAUACAGCUGGCAGCCCAACGCUGCCUACUACGGCGCCGGUCGACGAGUGGCACUCUCAUCCCUCCGCACGCUCACCUUCUACUCUGGCAAACACACCGCGUUUCGACGAACCUCACCUCUACCGCAUCUCACCUGCAUCGGUUCACCAUGUCGACGCUUUCAACCCGACGUGGUACAGUGCACCGCAAUGGGAGACGGACAGUGGAAGUGCAGCGCCGAUCUGCCCGUCACGAUCAGGAUGGGAAGAGUGGAGGUGAGCUGUGAGGGGUACGACUAUGCGGAAGAUCCACAACAACCUAGCUUCUUCAACCCCGACCCCUACGGCGGCUACGAUGGCAACUUUGCUGCUGGACCAUCCUCACAUUUCGGCGGUCGCAGAAGAGGGUGGGAUGACAGCGAUCGUGGUUCAAGUUCCGCUUUCAGGGAAAGCACCGGAUUCGGCGGCACCAGAAAUCGAUAG